Molecule: messenger RNA, 477 nt
Organism: Trichomonas vaginalis G3
Lineage: Eukaryota; Parabasalia; Trichomonadida; Trichomonadidae
Exons: 1
Coding region: 1-477 (158 amino acids)
Source: RefSeq, a predicted model, not a curated record
AUGGAUAACACAGAUUUAAAAAUUUUAAUUGAUGAUUUAGUAUUUAAUCAAAAUUUUCUUGAUUAUUACGAUUUAAAAUCAUAUCUCCAAAAACAUAAUAACAAUAUAACGGGUGAUGAUAUGGAAUAUUAUUAUCCAUAUUAUAAAAAUGAAAUUUUGAAAUAUCAUAAUAAAAUAAUUUCUGAAAUUAAAGACAAAAUUAAAAAUAAUGAAUAUACAAAGGGAAAAACUAAAUCACAACUUAAACAGUUGAAAGAUUUCAAAAAUAAAGUAUUAACAGAAGAAGAUAUUGAUGAAUUAUAUAAUUUAUAUAAUCCUGAGCCACAAAAACCAAAGCCGAGGUCUAAAGUAGCAAAUGUUCAACAGCCAAAUGUUCAACAGCUAAAGGUGCAAAACGCCCUAACCCUUCAGACCAUAAAUGAAGCACAAGCUUUAAUUUAUGAUUCAUUAGUUAAACCAUAUUCAACCGACUUUUAA